AUGGCACAACACACAACCUCUCUUACUCCUCCAAUCUUCAACGGUGAGCAAUAUCACAUGUGGGCUAUCAAAAUGAAAACCUUUCUGGGGAGAAAAGGUUUAUGGCAGUAUGUUGAAGAGAAUAAACAGCCACCAGUAUUGGGGCCAAACCCCACUCUGAAUCAGAUCAAACUUCAUGAAGAGGAAGCUACUAAGGUUCCUAGAGCUUUGUCACAUAUCCAUGCAGCUGUAAUUGAACUUGUGUUUACAAGAAUCAUGGCAUAUGAGACAACCAAGGAAGCAUGGGAUAAACUCAAGGAGGAGUUUGGUGGUAGUGAUACAACAAGAAACAUGCAUGUAUUGAACUUAAAGAGGGAGUUUGAAAUGCUGAAGAUGCAAGAGUCAGAAUCAGUAAAGGAGUAUGUAGAUAGGUUGAUGAAUGUAGUGAAUAAAAUCAGGUUGUUGGGAGAGGAAAUGACAGAUAAGAGGAUAGUGGAGAAAGUUCUAGUUAGUCUACCUGAGAGGUUUGAAUCCAAGAUUUCUUCACUUGAGGAUUCUAAGGAUUUGUCUCAAAUUACACUCACUUAA
Molecule: messenger RNA, 567 nt
Organism: Pistacia vera
Lineage: Eukaryota; Viridiplantae; Streptophyta; Magnoliopsida; Sapindales; Anacardiaceae
Exons: 1
Coding region: 1-567 (188 amino acids)
Source: RefSeq, a predicted model, not a curated record